Molecule: messenger RNA, 4163 nt
Organism: Mytilus trossulus (common blue mussel)
Lineage: Eukaryota; Metazoa; Mollusca; Bivalvia; Mytilida; Mytilidae
Product: integrin alpha-4-like
Exons: 21
Coding region: 81-3362 (1093 amino acids)
Biological process (GO): integrin-mediated signaling pathway; cell adhesion mediated by integrin; cell-cell adhesion
Cellular component (GO): integrin complex; external side of plasma membrane
Molecular function (GO): integrin binding
Source: RefSeq, a predicted model, not a curated record
ACAUAUUAGAGCUUCCUAUUCUACUUGAAUCAGUACAACAUGUAUAAAGGGGACUGUCACCUUCAUUAGAGUAUGAUAACAUGGAUGUGCUAUCUUUAACGUGGCUAAUUUGUGGGGUAUAUAGUUUUAAUGUAGAUACAGACAAUGUGGUCAGUAUGAGGGGACCAGAAGGCACAUAUUUCGGGUAUUCAGCAGUGAUGUAUGAUAACGACGACGGAAAGCAAUGGGUUGUUGCUGGAGCUACAAAAGCCAAUUUUUCAAACGACAACGACAUAAUAGAACCAGGCAAUAUAUUCAAGUGUCAAGUUGACUUCAAACAGUCAGUACAGAAUAAAUGUGAACCUAUGAACCUCAGAGUAAAUGAUAAUAACAAAUGGCCUGACCUACCUGGAUAUGAAGAAGAUAAUGAGUUACUUGGAGCUUCCAUGUCAUUUAUAGAUGAUACUAUUGUUACUUGUGCUCCAAUGUGGAAGAAUAUGAUUCCUCUGAAGAGUUCAAAACUUGUUCAUGCAAUUGGAAGAUGUUUUAACAUUGACAGAAGUCUCAAAUCAUAUACGACAAAACAGUUUAAAAACAAAGUGUUUAAAGCUCAGUACACACCAGAAAACAGUAACGAUCUUAGUUUUGAAUUAGCACAGAUUGGAUUUUCAAUAUCUAACAAAAAGUAUGAAGAAGACCCUAAGCUGCACAUUCUUCUUGGAGCUCCAGGUUUUUUUGAAAACAAAGGCGGGUUUCUUCAAUACAGUGCAACAGAAACAACAGAACAGUUUUUUGACAGCUUCACACAUACGGAAUUUGAAUCGGAAACUCAAAAACAAGGCAUAAAGCAAGGAAGUUUCAUGGGUUAUUCAAUUACCUCAGGAAAAUUGUCAGAUUCUGAUACAGAUUGUCCAAGUGUUAUUGUACUAGGCACACCACAUUUUAGUUCAAAAGAUGGAAUUGUGGGAGCGGUUCUUGUAGUAUGCGCAGAAAUAAGAAUGACCGGAAAAAGAUUGAAUGUGAAGAAACAGUUUAGUGGCAAACAGUCAGGAAGUGGAUUUGGCAGUUCUGUUGCCUUUGAUGAUAUAAACGGUGAUGGAUUAGAUGAUCUGCUAGUAGGAGCUCCCCUUCAGUAUAACAGUGUAUUAGAUUCAGGAGUAGUACAUAUAUACUAUGGCGACAAAGAUGAAAAUGUUCUUCUGAGAAUAAGUCAAAAGGAGUUACAAGGUCAUUCAGAAUGGGGACGAUUUGGUACAGCACUGCAGUGUAUCGGAGAUAUAAAUAAGGAUGGUUAUAAUGAUGUUGCUAUCAGUUCACCGUACGAAGACAACGGUAAAGGUUCGGUCUAUAUAUAUCAUGGUGGUCCUACAGAACUUACAUUUACACAGAAGAUACAAGCUAAAGAUAUAAGUAAUGAUUUGUUUUCAUUUGGUUGGUACAUUUCUGCUGCUUAUGACAUUGACAAAAACAAUUAUUCAGAUUUCUUGAUUGGAUCCUACAAGUCAGACAUUGUUACAGUUUUACGAACCAGACCUAUUAUAAAACUGAAUAGUACAGUCGAAAUCUACCCGUCUGUGAUACCUCUAAACUCUUCCGAACUGAAAUGUAAAGAUGAACAGUACAGACCAUGUGUGACAGUCAAACUGUGUUUCUCUUAUAAUGGAUUCAAUGUACCACCGGCAAUAAUGGUCGCCUAUAAUAUAAGUGCAGAUACAUCACGAACUAUGUCAGUACACAGUAAACCUGGUCGAGUUCACCUUUCUUCCAACAAUGAAGACUUUGGAAGUGAUAACCUUAUAGGGAAAAACAUUCAAGUCGGAAAAGGGUCAGGAUCAUGUGUGGAAUAUUAUGCUAUCGUGCAAGCAGUUGAUAGGAAAUUUUUUGAAUCACUUGAGGAGAGUUUAGUUAUUGAGACGACAUAUGGACUGAGUGAAACACCAAUAAUAGGAGAAGUACAACCUAUACUGGAUAAUGUUCCCUCAAGAAAUAGUAAUUCGGCAAAUUUUUCUACUGGUUGCAAUGGAACAUGCAAUCCUGACUUACAUAUUGAAGCCACCUUAAAUCCGAAAGAAAUUAUCGUAGGAGAGACUUCAGAAACAGUACUAACUGUAAAAAUUACUAAUACAGGAGACCAGUCACAUGGAACACAGAUAAAUAUUGAGAUAUCUAACAAUACCAGAUAUAUUGGAUUCAGUCAACCGACAAAUCAGGUUACAGAGCCUGUAGACUGUAGAAAUAUUGUCGAGGAAAACAAUGAGACACAUGUACAGUGUGAUCUGCGAAAUACAUUAUUUCAGCAACAACAGGCAACGUUUAGUGUACGGUUCAGUGUGUCACGUUAUUUGUUAAUUAAAGAGAAUCAAAAUCUUGGUAAUUUUGAACAAAAUAUAAUCUUUAUAACAAUGGCAGAAACAACGAGUCCAGAUUUGGAUAUGUCAGAUAAUCAACGAAAACUGAUAGCAUCUGUCAAGUUACAUGCUCAUGUAGAACUGACUGGGAUAUCAAAACCGGAUCAGUUAACUAUCUCUGAGAGGAAGAACAAUGUUCUUACGUUUAUUCAUACGUACGAAAUAAAGAAUAGAGGUCCAAGUCCGUUGCAUAAUGGAACUAUAGAAAUCUGCCUACCUGUCAUAUCGGAUAUAGAGAAAAAUAUGAUGGCAAGAGGGACAAUACAGGUCUUGAAUAAUAGUCCCGGAAUAAGUUGGAGAGUAAUUAAAUUUCUAGGAGAGAUGAUAUACAAACCAGAGAGACAACUGUCGACUACGACAACCAAACCUCAAACUGAAACAUUGCUUCCAACAUCCACAUUACCGGAAAGACCAACUGUUAAUCCAAAUCGGAAACGGAGAGAAACCUCACUCAGACAAACUCAAGAACAGCAAUCGAAACGAUCAAUUAAGGAAAUUUCAUGUAGCACAGUUGAUUCGAGUAAAUGGGCGAUCAUUGAAAUAAAGGUUGACAUGUUAGAGAAAGACCAGACAGAAACAUUUGAUGUGUUAGUGAAUAUAUCAGAAAAUUCACUUAGUUUUACUAAGGUAUCGGCUAUACUAUAUAAGAGUAUAGGAACAGUUCAAAGUAAAAACGACAACAGACAAUUGAUUGUGGCUGUAAAUACAUCAUAUGCAGUUCCAAGUGAAAUAUUCCCUAGAGAGGUGAGACUUGAAUCGGAAAAAGUAAAUAUAUGGAUAAUAGUUGGUGGAUGUGUUGGUGGGUUACUGCUUUUGAUAUUAGUUGGUAUUUUAUUGUGGAAGUGUGGAUUUUUCAAACGAAAGAAGAAAGACCAUAUUCAAAAAUGGAAACGGCAAAGUGGUUAUUACGCAAAACGACAAAGUAUGAGAGCGGGUUCUACAAAAAGUUCAAAUUAUAAACCUGUGGAUUGGUAACAGAGUUGUAUUCAAAUAAUCAAACUAUAAUUAAGAAGGAAAUAUUGAGGUUAUGCCAAAAUGUAGGAAAAAGGGCAAUUGUCACCAGAGAUACAGUUAUAAAGAUUGAAUUUAAAAUCUGCAUAGAUAUAUGGCAAUAAUUAUUUGCCAAAUUUACAUUUGAAGUGUGUUUUUAUGUGUUUAUUUGGUGUUUGGUUUUCUUUUGUUGUAUGAUUGCUGCCUUAUCUACGCCUACUCUAGAUAAUUUAAAUCAAUACAAUUAAAUUUGCUGAGCUAGGUAAAUAGUGUUAAUCAUAUCAAACUAUCCAAUAGCUAUAACACCGGGUUUAUCUAAAUGUUUUUUUUCUAUAAUAUAUUUUUUUUUAAUUUUCUAUCAAUAUUACUUAAAACUAUUUAAACAAGGAUACACUGCAAUGGUGAUGAAGUUUUUUUAAUUAGGUCAUGCGCAUAUAAAUAUGAACUAGAGGGUUUCAAUGUCAUAACUAUAGAUACUGAAAACCUGUAAAUAUUGCCAGACUAGAAUCUUUGAUAAAGAGGUAAUUAACCAACAAAAUAGAACACUUAUGCGGAUCAAUGGUAGAAUUCCAACCUUAGAACCUGUAAAGUGCUGAUUUUUUUCAGUUUAUCCUGCAAAUGAUGAUUGAAAUGUAUUUUGUACUACGACAUUGUAUUCAUGAAAUCUUAAAGUACUAACUCUAGUUGAUCAUAGUAAUUGGAACAUUUAGACCCUAGAGACUGGUUAUUACGUUUGGAUUAAAAUGUAAUAUUUUGAGAAAAUGAACUAUUGCGUUUUAGUUUUCA